GAACAUUAACGUGUGGCACAUGAUAACAAAAACACGGAAGAGGCUACAAUUACCUGACACAACUCGCGUAUAGCACCAUUGUGUUAUCCGUUUCUGACUGUGAUUACCAGCCGACACAAUGGAGGACCAGGAGAUGCAGCUGAAAGUUAGACGAGUGACCGACAAAUUCACGGAGAGCAUGUACGUGCUGGCUAACGAGCCGUCGGUGGCUCUCUACAGACUGCAGGAACACGUCAGACGGUCGCUGCCUGAGCUGGUGCAACACAAGACGGACAUGCAGAGCUGGGAGGAGCAGAGUCAAGGUGCCAUCUACACUGUAGAGUACGCAUGCAGCGCCGUGAAGAGCAUGACGAACAGCAGCAUGUAUUUCAAAAACAUUGACAGCCUCCUCCGUCAGGCCAUCAGCAUGAAGGAGCAGAUUAGCAGCUCUCAAGGACGCAGCUUACAUGACGUGACCCCCUCUCCCAGUCCCCCUGUCUCUGCUGCACAUGCCCCCACCACUUCCUCAUGACCUCUAGACAGAGGUGUCCAAGGAAAAGGACCAUGGACUCAGGCAUGCUAAAGGAAGGGGGAGAAAAGCACGGCUCUGGGAUGUGACGCGACUUCGUGAGCUGGCGGUGUUGUUCCUACAGUCCCUCGCUCCGCUACGUCUUGAUUGAGGCCGGAGCGGGGUCACAAGGGCGACACCUCCUCAUCACAAUGGAGUGACUGCCUCCAGUGACCUCCCCCAGUACAAGCUGCUCAGUGGAACAGAGCGCCACAGCGCUGCCAGGUUCAGCAUUAAAAACACUUAAGUCAUGGACGCUGCUCAAAGAAUGCAUUGUUCUCGUGGACUCGCUGGACGGACCGGGGAGAGAGCAGUCGUGCUGGUUGUGCCUCUACUGUUGAAAAUCAACUGCAGCACCAAUGUUUUGGACUCUAGUUUUCAGGGUUUUGUGAGUUUAUUGUUAAACGAUUAAGACUAAAAAGUACCCUGCAUGCAAAUUAUAAAAGCUUAACACACCUACAGAAGGAAUGCAGCAACAGGUGUCCAGUUCUUCUCUUUAUUUCAGAGUUAAAUAUAUGAGACGCCAGAUUGAGCAACAUGUUUUGAAAAGAAAAUUGAGCUACUGUUCUCACCUGCCAAGUAGACAGAGACCCCGAGACAGAACAGUCCGAUAGCCACGUGUCGCACAGCUCUGCUAUCCAAAAGGAACCAGUCUGCUCUGUAGGAACAAAUGUCACAUGUUCAUGUUUACACUUUAACACUGCUGCUCAAUGAAGAUGAUUUUCUGCAACAUAAUUUCUGUGUUGACUAUUUUCUUUCGUCUUUUAAUUUCCCCCCUAAUAAGUUUGCAUAUCAGAACUCUGUGUACCCAAACACUUGAUCACUGAUUAUCUGGGUAAGUGCAAGAUAUUUUGUAAAGCUCAUUAUUAUUCACAUUUUCUUGGAAUGUCCCCUCUGUCAGUGGGGAGGUCCCGGGGUGUGCUGUUGGAUUUGUAAACCAACGUGGGAAAGGGCCAGCUAGAGGCCGUGCGCUGGGUGCAUAAUGAGAGGAAGGCCAUUGUUUAGAUGGGAUUCAUAGGGGUUGAGGGGUGGGGGUCGGCCGGCAGCAUUGCAGCACGGGCCUCUGCACUCUGACACAUAAGGAAGGCCCUUUUAUGCUUCUGAAACUGUGUUUUCUUUUAAUGAAACUUAAUGCAGUCGACCAGGAUCUGCUGUGGUUUACCAAGAACAAUUAAAGAAGGUUGUGUGGGCAUAGGAAGAAACACAAACUAAAUACAUAACAUGUUUUUUUUUCCACUUAUAGCAACAGUGUUGAACAGUGUGAGACCAGAGAGUAUGUGCCUAUGUAGAACGCAGCACAAUACAGUGCUGCAAAACAGAGGGCAUUGAUUACAUUCUUGGGUUUAUUUGAGGCUGUUCUUCGUGCUGGUUUUGUUUUGCUCUGCCUUAUAUUGAAAGUUUACUUAUUUACAUAUAUGGACAAAUAUACCACAAACUGCAGCCUUAAAUAUUAAAGGUUAAAAAUUGGAGAAGUUGAAUUAACAUCAGCUUAGUGUCAAGAAAUGUUCAAAACAAGUUUGCCCCUUGUAGGAUUUAUUACAUUGUAUUGGAUUGUAUUACAUAACAUGAAGGGUGGGGGUUUUCCCGGUCAUUUAUUGUACCAAAACAAGUAGUUAAAGUGAAAUUAGACAGUGUUUGCUUCACAGUGACACUUCAGUACAGGGGAGACUGGGGGUGAAUGGCACACUUUUCACUCUGUCGUAUCUCUCUGGCAUAAUUUAUGUUAAAAUAUGCUAACCAGCAGCAAAUAAAAGGAUACAGUCUCA
Molecule: messenger RNA, 2313 nt
Organism: Epinephelus lanceolatus (giant grouper)
Lineage: Eukaryota; Metazoa; Chordata; Actinopteri; Perciformes; Serranidae
Gene: borcs8
Product: BLOC-1 related complex subunit 8
Cellular component (GO): BORC complex
Source: RefSeq, a predicted model, not a curated record